Lachancea thermotolerans CBS 6340 is the source of this 2574-nucleotide messenger RNA. RefSeq names its product Aro80p (gene ARO80). The record is from RefSeq and is a predicted model, not a curated record. Gene Ontology annotation, molecular function: zinc ion binding; DNA binding; DNA-binding transcription factor activity, RNA polymerase II-specific. Gene Ontology annotation, biological process: positive regulation of transcription by RNA polymerase II; DNA-templated transcription; aromatic amino acid catabolic process. The transcript has a single exon. Gene Ontology annotation, cellular component: nucleus. Bases 1 to 2574 code for a protein of 857 amino acids. NCBI's taxonomy places the organism in Eukaryota, Fungi, Ascomycota, Saccharomycetes, Saccharomycetales, Saccharomycetaceae.
AUGAAACGUUUGGCAACUGGUAAUGAUCUAGAGGUUUCGAGCCAAAAGUAUAGAAGAGGGUACAAGGCCUGUCUAAAUUGCAGGUCGCGCAAAACUAGGUGCGACUUGGGCCCUCCUGACAGUCCGCGCGACCCUCCAUGCGUUCGGUGUAAAAGAGAGCGCAAGGAGUGCGUAUUUUUGGAGAAUAGUAAGCGUGGAGGAAGAAAGCGAAUUGAAUGGACUGUAGAUGGAAACACUGAUGUCAAUGCCACAGCGCGUUUCGAGGCUGAAGACAAGUACAUCCCAGUUGCAACACUGAAAGAUACAACUUCGAUUAAAGAAGGCAGUCUUACACCUGAGCUCAAUAGCAUGCACAAUGCGCUCGAGUUUUUGGCCAAGGCCGCGGGCUCUGCAGCGAAGGAAGACUCAAGAAGCCGUAUACCUUCUUAUGAAAGGCAAGAUAAAACAAUCCGUGAGAAAACUUAUCACCGCGAAGAAAGUCCAAAUCAACACGCCUCAGGUAGCAAAAGGGCAAGUCUUGCCACACCCGGUAAAUUAAUUGAAAAGUUAAGUGAUUGGAAACCUGGCUCGCUGUACGACCUUGGGGACGUUGAAUACAUUGGGGGCCACAAACUUCUUACAGAAAAAGAAGCUACGCGUUUAAUAGACCUUUUCUUUCUCAACAUGCAUCCAUUCUUCCCCUACAUUCCAUUUCAGCUUCGAUGCUCACAGGAGCUUAAAAGAUACCCGAUUCUACUCUGUGCCAUACUGACAAUCUCAGCCAGAUAUCACAACUUCGCAGAACACAAAGUUAGCGAAGGAGAACGAAGCUCGCGUAAUAUCGAGGUUCAUGAUAGGUUAUGGAUUUAUUGCCAGAGACUAAUUUCCCAAAGUGUUUGGGCUGAAGCAAGCACUCGUUCUGUGGGCACUAUACUGGCAUUUUUGUUAUUUACAGAAUGGAACCCAAGAGCAAUCCACUGGCACUGGACAGACUAUGCUAACGAUACGUCUUUAAGUGACAUAUCCCGGAGAGAUUAUCAUAGUGAAGCAAAACGGUCCGACAACACGAGCCUAACUGGGAUGGGUGCAAUGAGGCGUAGUGACCGGAUGGCAUGGAUGCUGACUGGAACUGCGGUCCGGUUAGCGCAAGACAUGGGCUUCAUGAACAACAGCCCUAAAAUAUUCACGGCGUUACAUAUUACAGAGACUCAAACCGCUAUGAAUAUGAAUCAAAGAAGCAUUCUCUCGCAGUCUCUUGCAGAAGUAUCACUUAAUGGCCACGAUGGAGACUCUGGUCUCAGUAGUGCUUGCAUAGAAGAGAUAUUCCGUAAUGAAGACAGUAAGAGAAGGUGGAAAAGUUACACACAACAGCGCGAUAGUGUUGAGGGAAAGAGCGUAGGCUUUUGCGACAAUGAGAAAGAGUUUUUGAUAGAUGAAUAUGCUUUUUUUCACAAUGAAGAUAGCGAUGCGUACCGCGACCUUAGCAACCUUGGAACGCAUGAAAAGUCAAAACUAAGUGCAGCUGACAAGCUACUUUUUACCCCCAGGCAACGAGCCAAGGUUGAACUUUUAAGAAUCAUGUCAAUUGGCUAUGAAGCAAUAUAUUAUAAAGAUACGAAGCUUACUUUGAUCGAUCAUAAACAUAAGCUUGCUGUACUCGGCAUUUUAGCACCCAUGAUAAAAGGGUGGCACAAUACUUACAAACACCUGUUAGUUCCUUUUGCUGGCGGCCAAUGCCCGCCAACACGAGAUGAGAACAAGAACGCGACUUACGAUACGCCCAGCAAAAUUGACUCCGAAAGCCUUAUCAGCGAUUACUUUUACUGCCAAUUGUACAUCUACUCACUCGCUUUGCAGAUAGAAGCCGGGACAGAGAAGGAUAAGAAACCAAAUAUCAACGAACUCACAAAAAGCGCAAAAUAUGUCGAGCUUGCGUACAACGCAGCGAAAGAAGUACUUCACUCUGCAAUAAGAGUACACAAACUUCGGGCCUUGAAGUACAUGCCAGUAAGAUGGGCCGCGAGGAUUAUCCGUGCCGUCGCCUUUGUCGUCAGGUGCUACAUGACGUUAACCGGAAGCGGCUUAGGGUCUGACCCUCGGGCCACCACAAUACUGGCUGUCUGCGUUAUAUCCGCCGAAGAGAUUAUAGAAAUGAUCCAAAAAGCUGCAAUUACUUUGCGUGAAGCGUCUCCCGAUGAGCUCCAUCUAUGCUCGCGCUUCUCAACUGUUCUUAUGUUUUUAUGCACCGAGAUGAAACGAAAGCAACAUUCAGAGCCGCAAAACUCCGAAUUACGAAGGAGCUCUUCGCAUUCGCUGCACAACCCAACUGACGCACCUGCACGCAUGCCCACCACGCCUGCGGAAAAUUAUGCGGCAACGGACUUUGCAAUACCCGCAUUUUUGGAAACCCCGCAUCCAUCUCAUCUUCCGAGCGAACUUGAGGACUGGUUCUGCACGAGCGAUGAUGUGGGGCUUGAUUUCGUCGAGCCGUGGGCUGAGAUGCUAGAGCAACAGUUCAUCAAUAACGAUAAGAACAUGACGUUUGAAAACCUGUACAACGAGGCUAUGGGCUACGAACACCUACCGAAACAAUAA